UGGAGCCAGGACAGGACGGGACAGAGCGGUGCUGUGAGGAGCCCCCGCACAGCGCACUCGUUCCUGUCUGACCCGGAGUUUUUCUGAGGUGUUGUUCCUGCAGCUGACCUCGAGGCCAGACUGUGGGACUUGCUGACCUGAGUCAUUUACCAGGAAUCUCCUGUCAUUGUGGCAGGAGCCCCCAAGACCAGAGUGCAGGACUUGCUGUCCUGCAGCUAUCCUGAGACCUCUCUGUCUCAGAAAACUUCAAGGCACAACUGAAAUUGCUGACUUGGCAAUAUCCUGAGGCAUCUCUCUAGAAGGUGCCUUCAAGGCUGGAAGGUAGAAUGGCAGGCAGAUUUUUCAGCCUGUUCAAAUGCUUCCGGGGGAAAACUAAGAAAGGCCCUGGAGCUGCUUCAGGAGAGCAGCCUGAAGAGCCAGAGCAGAUCCAGACACUGCAGGAUGAUGCAGCCGUGGAGCGCACACAAGAGCAGCAAUCCAGCCGUGGCCGCUUCCGCAGAACAGCACAGAUGUUCCAAAAAUUCCCGCGCAUUCGCCGUAGAGAGACCAACACCACUGCAGCUGAGGGCCCAGCUGAGCCUGACUCGGGGCUGACCCAGCUCCAGGCAGAGCCUGAUGUCAGCCCAGAUUCGGCUGGGCUCUCACAAGACUUGGACACCUCAGGGACUGAAACGUGGGCACAGGAUCUUCCCACAUCAGUGACUGAGGAUGCAGUCAUAACAAACACUGACAAUGAAGAGACUGAGGCCUUGAAAAAUACUGGUGCCAUGCCCACUCCCCUUGUGGUUUGUGCUUCCACUGUGGAUUUUUUCCUGGAUAGUGCUGUUCCUUAUCAGCAGCAGGUGCCAGCCAUGGUGAAGAAAAUCCACCAGAGUUUCAUGUCCCACGUCACUUUGGAUGCCAGGCUGCAAAGUGACAUUGUGAGGCUGGCUGAGGAACACCCUGCUGACGUGGCGCUGACCCUCCUGCACUGUGCCCCAACGUGUGACAGACCUGCUGCAAUGAUGUGGAGAGCCAUAGGCUCAUCAGGACCCACAAUGGAGAAGGUGCUAACAACAGUGCUCUUUGUGAUGGAGGAUUGGCCUGUGCACAGCACAUGCACCUCCGAUGGGGACAACAAGGACGUUUUUGCCCUGGCUGCAACUCUGGUGAUCUGGGUCAUUGUGCCUAAAUGCCACGAGGCCAUAAUCCUUUAUUCCUCCCGCCUGUUUGUGGCUCUGCUCUUCCAUGUUGUCAUCAUGACCCAGCAGAUGCCACCAGAGGAAGUUGAAAACUUCUGGAGAGCGUUUGCAGUGCAGGCCAUGAAGGCUCUGCUCUGCUGA
This is a messenger RNA of Passer domesticus (house sparrow), 1322 nucleotides long. RefSeq lists its product as uncharacterized. The transcript has 7 exons. Lineage: Eukaryota; Metazoa; Chordata; Aves; Passeriformes; Passeridae. The record is from RefSeq and is a predicted model, not a curated record. Bases 327 to 1322 code for a protein of 331 amino acids.